AUGCCUCUUAUGAAGAACUUGUUCCCAUCUAGGGAAUUGGAAAUCGAAAGACCAAACUCGAGAGCUUCACAACCCUCAAAUUUUGCAAACUUCGAAUACGACGACGAUUCAAAUCUUGACAGCGAGAUGGAAGCCACAGUAAUGAAUAGGCCAAGGCUAAAGAAGAAGCCUAGCAUGCCUAAAGUACCUACUAUACCCCAGAGAAACAGCAAAAGAACUUCCAAGAUAAUUAACAAUGUCAUGUCGGAAUUGAAGUGUCUGGAUGGGUUUAAAGCUACCAAAGAAGUGGUGGAAGAAAAAGAAUCCGAAAUAUCAGAUCCCCACGAAUUAUACCUUUCGAGCGAAGAAGAUGCCUCACUUUCGGACACAGACUCGCUGCUCGAUUUCGAAGCUACUCCUCCAUCUGAUUAUGAUGCUUCUCGAAGCUCCUCCCGUGCGUCUGCUCAAGUUACUGCGAGAGUUGUCUCCUUUACUCUUGUGUCAAGACCACGAGUUAUAGAAAUCCCCCGCCCGAACAGCUUUCACUCGAAUCCCACGUCUCGUAACGUUUCUCCUGUGGCAGACUAUCAAAUUCGUCAUUCAGUCGCAGAUAUCGCAUCAUUAGCACCACUCCCUUCGCCACACCCACCACGCCGAAGCUCUAGACAGAACUCACCACUGCGAAACUCCGCUCGUCGCCUCUCCAUCUCCUCUCUUGGUUCCCUCUCCAAACUCAACACAAAUCAUCCCAAUGCCUCCAGCGCAACCCUUUCGCAACAACCCUCUAAACUCAAUUCCAGCACGACCUUCCUACAACCCACCUCUGCCGCCUCGAAUUCCUCUCCACAGCACGCUUUUCUCUCCUCAGAUCCAUUCCCCUCGCCCACACCAUCUCCACGAACCGAUACUCUUCCAGUCCUCCCCGAACCAGAGCAAAGCUUCCAAUCUCGUCGCCCUAAAUCAAUGCAUCAUGAACGACCCAAAACACCCAAUAGUCUCAUGGAAGGGCUCCAAGGGCUCACCCGCUCCUUCACCAAGAAGCGUCCCAGUAUGCCGAAACUAAAUUUGUCAUACACUACUAGUUCUGUGGCACCCACUCACAGCAACACUUCAAAAUCAUCCUUAACCCACAGCAAUGCGUCUAAAACUAGCUUGCUCACAGUUGAAGAGCGAACACCUAAAGAUAGCAAAUUCGGAAGUAUGAAGAGAUCCUCCACAGCACCUUUAUAUGUGCACGAAGAAAGGGAAAAGACAAAGAAGACACAGGAAACACAAUCGGCAAUCGAUGAGAGGGCACCUGUCAGAUAUGAAGAUAUCAUGAAGAAUGUCAUCCGCGAGGCCCCGCCAAGACCUCCAAUUAACUUCGCAAAGUACAAGUAG
Botrytis sinoallii is the source of this 1359-nucleotide messenger RNA. RefSeq lists its product as uncharacterized. The transcript has a single exon. The coding region runs from base 1 to 1359 and encodes 452 amino acids. Lineage: Eukaryota; Fungi; Ascomycota; Leotiomycetes; Helotiales; Sclerotiniaceae. The record is from RefSeq and is a predicted model, not a curated record.